AUGUUCACCAAGUCCAUGUUGAGCUUCACCCUGGUUGUGGCCCUCUUUGCUGUCUGCCACACCAGUCCCGUUCCGGAUAAUAAUGGCAAGUAUACGGUUCCACAGCAAUCCUCUAGCGAUGGCAAAUAUCGCCCCAGCGACGAUGGAAAGUACCAUGGGAACUCGCAGAAUGAAGGAAGGAGUGGUUCGCAAGAUGGUUUAGGUCGCUAUCAUCACAUGCCCCAGCCAUACAGGCAUGUGGACGAUCAGCGUGAGCUUGGAAUCUACCACCACAUUCCCAAUCCCUAUGAUGGCGGUUAUGGACCCUAUGCCGGUUUGAACCUUCCUUAUGUCCAUGACGACAGGCCCUACAACCACGACCUGUACACAAGCACGACCACCAAGAAACCCACCACCACCACCAAGAGGACGACGACCACAACCACCACGACCACCACCACGCCAAGGAGUAUCCUGUUCAACUACGAUGACGAGGGUCGCCACAAGAUUCUGCACAAGGAAGAGGUCCGCAAGCAGGACAAAUACGAUCAUUCUUACCUGACCGAGAACGGAAUCUACGGCGAGGAACAGGCCAAGCUCCACCACACUGGAGGAACCCACGCCAAGGGCUUCUAUGAGUACACCGGCGACGAUGGCAAGCUGUAUCGCGUGAACUACGCCUCCAACGAUGGCGGCUUCAUGCCCGAGGGCGACCACAUCCAUCCGAUUCCCGAUGCCAUCGCUCGUGCCCUCAAGUACGUGGAGGAGCAGCACAAGGCCAAUGGCGGAGCUCAGUUCGACCAUCGCGGCUUCCGCAUCAAUCACAUGACCAAGGACAUCAAGGCCCAGAUCAAGGCGAUACAUCUGGAGAGGAUGCCCAAGGAGCUGAGCGAGCAGAUCCGCAUGCUGGAGCACGAGGUGGAGCUCGCCGAGGAGGAGGAGCGCGAGGAGCAGGCCGAGCUGGAGCGCCUCCGCAAGGCAGCCAAGCUCCACUAAG
Molecule: messenger RNA, 976 nt
Organism: Drosophila takahashii
Lineage: Eukaryota; Metazoa; Arthropoda; Insecta; Diptera; Drosophilidae
Gene: Cpr49Ac
Product: Cuticular protein 49Ac
Source: RefSeq, a predicted model, not a curated record